AUGCCAGUGGCGAAGCAGCUGGGGGAGCCGACGGAGCAGGCCAGCGUGUACGCCCCAGACAGCAAGGCUGGGAAGAUGGGGGUACAGUUCUCGGACAUGUGCGUUGGAGACGCGCUGGACCUGGAGGUCGGGGGGUUCAUCGGGGGGUUCAUCGGCAUGCAGACGGUGGACCAGAACGAAGGCGAGCCCGCGCUCGAGGAGAAUGGCGUUGGCAGGGGCUCGGACCCCGCGCUGCUGGAGGUGGUCGAGCAGGCGUUGGAGCACGGCAGCGACGGCGCGGACGACGUGCGGCGAUGGCUCGCCGAAUGGUCGCACACAGCCCACCUGUGCUCACUGCAGGACCACGUGGGCGAGCAACCUGUGGAGCUGCCCGUCGGCUUGGAGGCGUCGUACAAGGUGGAGUUCGCAGGGUCAGCCUUGUCGGACAACUGUUCCCACGAGGAGGCGUCCGAGCGCCAGGCCGCCCGCAGCGGGGACUGCAAGCCGACUGCGCUGGCGCCGAGGGCGCGUGGCGCCGAGGCGCUGGUGGAGGCGCCCGAGGGGGCCUCGAAGGGUGUGCGCUGGGCUGCUGCCCUCGAAGAGAUCACCCAGCAGGUGGUGCCCGAGGUUUCGGCGGCGUCGGAGGCCCCGACGGAGGCCCACCAGCUCAUUCUCGGCGCCGCUAUGCUGGCGAGGGAGGCCCUCCAGCGUGGCGACAUCGCCGAGGGCCUUCGGCUGCUGGAGGCGGCUCAGGAGAGGCGCCUGGUGAGCUAG
Molecule: messenger RNA, 753 nt
Organism: Prorocentrum cordatum
Lineage: Eukaryota; Dinophyceae; Prorocentrales; Prorocentraceae
Source: the annotation of a GenBank genome assembly